This is a messenger RNA of Gadus chalcogrammus (walleye pollock), 3456 nucleotides long. RefSeq names its product calcium binding protein 7b (gene cabp7b). Lineage: Eukaryota; Metazoa; Chordata; Actinopteri; Gadiformes; Gadidae. The coding region runs from base 425 to 1063 and encodes 212 amino acids. Gene Ontology annotation, molecular function: calcium ion binding. The record is from RefSeq and is a predicted model, not a curated record. The transcript is spliced from 6 exons.
GAGCGCAGCGUAACGGAGCGCGCUUCGAUCCGACGAGAAGGGGGACAUCCCCGAUUCCCUCGAAGACCCUACCCAAGAAAAUAUUUCGAUAUUUUUUUUAUUGGUGCGCCAGCUAUACAUGGGAACGAAGUUCGACAUCUUCUCCCUGAUCAUUCUCGCGUUUUGAUGGAGAUGGCGGUACAUGGAAGACAGAGCUCCUUCCAACACCUGAAGCCUGGUCCAAGAUGAUGACUUCAGGGAUAUUUUGAGAUAAAGAGAGUAAACACCAACUGCUGCAUCUGGGAAGACCUCGGUUCUCUUCUCUUUUUCCUCCUGCAAUAUUAUAUUCCAAAAGAGGGGAACCGCAACUAAAAACAAGGCGACCACCAAACUCCGGUCAGCUAUAUGAAGAUCGCGACACGGUGGCUGGUUUUCCCUUGCAGAAAUGCCCGUGCGUGCGGUGACCACCAGGUUCAUGUACAAGGGAAUUUGCACUAUUCCAGAUGUCCUCUCCUACCGGCCCCCUGUCAUUUUGCCCGAGGACGAGGUGGAAGAGAUCCGCGAGGCCUUCAAGGUGUUCGACCGCGAUGGCAACGGGUUCAUCUCCAAGCAGGAGCUGGGUGUGGCCAUGCGCUCGCUGGGCUACAUGCCCAACGAGGUGGAGCUGGAGGUCAUCAUCCAAAGACUGGACAUGGAUGGUGAUGGGCAGGUCGACUUUGAAGAGUUUGUCGCAUUGCUCGGACCCAAACUCUCCGCCACUAUGCCCGAUAAGUUCUACGGAGCAGACUUUGAUUCUGUCUUUUGGAAGUGUGACAUGCAGAAGCUCACGGUGGACGAGCUGAAGAGCCUGCUGUACGACACGUUCUGCGACCACCUGACCAUGAAAGACAUCGAGAACAUCAUCAUGACGGAGGAGAGCCACCUCAACAGUCCCGAGUGCCAAGUGGAUAUCGAUACAAGCCCAACACAACAGGUGAAGCACACCUGCGUGCGGAAAAGCCUGAUUUGUGCCUUCGCCAUUGCGUUCAUCAUCAGCGUCAUGCUCAUUGCGGCCAAUCAGAUGCUGCGAAGAGGUAUGAAGUAAAACAAGUGUCCAAUAGGAUUCGUCACCAGGGGUUGUAUAAUCACACAAAUGUUCCAUUGUAAAAGUGAACCUGAAGAUUAUUUGUCUUUUAGAUUUUAGAUUAUUAUUAUUUCAACUGUUUUUUGACCAAAUUUGACCAAACACUAUGACACCUCCUUGGACAAUAAAGACUUCAGGUUUGUUGGUAUAUGCGAGCCAAUAAUAACGCAAACAUAUGAUACUGAAAAGUAAGCAAUGUGAGUAUGAAAGAAGGUCAAAAGUGCAGAAGUAGAAAGAAGUAAAAGUUUAUUAAAAAAGGAUAAAUAGAGGAAGAGCCUUAGAUCGUUUUAUUUUGUUAAAGGGCUGAAUGUAUCCUAAAAUAUUCGUUUUCUAUAAAAAAAUACAUCCAAAACAAUAAACUGCAAAACACAAAUUGAUCAGGCGGAAACUGAAAUGGGCUACUAACACUUAUUAGCACAUACUGCUUUUAUGGUUUUGUAGCGCCUGGAUGUGUUGCCACCCUAAUGUGCGCUUGAUUUACAACAUGGUUUGCACUAAAAACGAGAGAGGGACUGAACAGGCUUCACUGUGUAACACGAACACUCUCUAGGACAACAGCAAUGUACACCAUCUUAAACUGCAAAUGUAGGAUUUAUAUCGAGUGGAUUAAAUGGCCCGUUUAUCGGAACACGCUGAGGAAGAUAAAGAAAAAACAAUACCAAAAACCAAUCUGGAUAAAUAAGUGGUUGAUAAUAACCUUUUGUUUGUGCCAAAGUGUACAACAAAAUUACAGAUAAAAUACAAAGGGCACGGCACAACAAUAUAAAGCAGAUCUGUUGAGAAUCUGUGUAGCAAUACGUUUAUGCAACACACAGAAAACCAACUCAAAGUGGGAUUUCUGCUGAGCAUUACAUAUCUGUAGAAAGUACCAAUGCUGCAUUCAUAUUUGUAUCCACUGUUAGAAAGACCAUGUUAGCUAUGUUUUGAACUGAAUUGUAAUAAAUCCAAUGUGACAAUAUCAGUAAAAUAUCCGUAUUUUACUACCAAUAAGAAUGAGGGUAUUGACAGGCAGUUUACCCAAAAUAAAUAUAAACACACAGCUCAUUUGCAUGUACACUACAUUCGAAAGUGUUUGGAUUUAAUGUAAGAGCAGAUUCCUGAUGUAUUUCAAUGAUUAUGCAAAUUGUAAAGUGAUGUUUCGAAAAUAUCUAUAUCUAAAUGUCUAAUUUUGUGUGGACAUUGAGACAGUUAAAAACACAACAUUAUUUGUUUUUUUAACACUCAAACAUAUCAUGAACAGGGUGGUUUUGGUUGGGUUAAUACAUGGAAACGAAGCAACAUAUUUUCAGUAUUGUUUAAAAUGCAACAUAGUUAUAUUUUCUUACUUGAAAGAGUGACUCAUUAAACCUGGGGAUUUUAUGACGAAUGUCUACAUACUAUUCUUUAGGAGGGGAAAUCUAUCAGGUUCUCAUGUGUCAUUUGGUGCCCAGUUCAGUUGACCUGGAGUUUGGUGGGAACGCUGAUAGGAUUACUUGCGCGUCUCUAACGCCAUGCACUUACAUUAGCUUUCCCUCUCCUGUCAAAGAUUUAUUUUUCUUUUACAAAUCUUCGUCAUGUCAAAAUGACUUUUAACAAAUAACGAUAUAUUUUUCCUCUUGCCGUUUCUAUCCUGAAGUUUAUUAAAUCUUUACCAUUACAGAGAAGAAUGUGAGCUGGGAGUUAACAAGAAUGCUAGCACGGCAUUAUGGGAAUUCUAUCUUGUAUCUAGUUCCUGUUUGUACGUGAAAACUAUUGAUGUGACGUUGCUCUACACAUGUUAUAAUAAUAGGGUAUUGCAUUUAUGUGUGAUAUAUACUGUAGCUAUUGUAUCAAUAAUGACAGUGAACCAUUACUCUGUAUCUUACUCCGUAUGUUACAGUUUCUGAAGGUUGAUGAAGUAUAAUAAGAGGAUAUGUCGUUUAAAGAUAGACAACAUAUCACGGAAUCUUUGGUUUGCACUGUAGAUGUUUUCCGUUCUGUGUUUCGUAUAUAGUAUUACGGUCAAACACUGUGCAGAACUAAUGUCAUGUCUUAUCGUAGCUACUUAAAUGUUUUAGACAUUUAUACAGAUCCAUUUGGUGAAAUGCACUCUCUUCGUAAAAUAUUUAAUAAACUGCUGCUGAAUGUCAGUCACUUAGACUGUCACUAAUAAUGUUAGUAUUAAUAAAUGUCAAUGCAAUAUCUAGUUACAAAAUGGAAUGGAAAAUCCCUGUGUGAAUCAAUAAAAGUCUUGUCUCUUUGGAUGUUACACCUUACGUUUUUCUAAUGUCCAGGAGAAAAGUGAAUUCGUUCCUAUGUUACUUUGGUUACUGCAUCAUUUAAACAUUCAUGUAGCCGCUGUCUUGAUGCAUGGAGUCCAAUAAAAAAGAAUUGCA